UCAGAACAUAACCAAACUAAAACUCUCUUACUACAGGGAAAACGUAGAACUCCAAACGAAGUCGUAUAAUAUCCUAACUAACGGUUUUCGAUCGUUUGAAUUUCCGUGAGACCCAACGUUUUCAGUAACUCCGAUGGGCCAAGGCCAUGAACCCCCGGAAUCCCCACCUGCCGCGCCACCGUUACUCCGCCGCAUCCACGACCUGGACAACGCCGUCUCCUUCUUCAUCCACACUCUCACACGCCCCAUCGCUCCAAAACCCCUUCUCCGAUUCCUAGAGCUUUUGGCGGACUUCCGAUUCUUCUUCCCAGUCUCCCUCGCUCUCUUCCUCGCCGCCCCCUCCUCCUCCCCUCUCCGCUCCAGCCUACUCCUUCCUCUUCUCCUGUGCUCCCUUAUUGACCUCCUUUUCAUCGCCCUCAUCAAAUUCCUCGUCCGCCGAUCCCGCCCCUCCUACGCCAACCACUCCCAAUACAACGCCGUCGUCUCCGUCGAUAACUUCUCCUUCCCUAGCGGUCACUCUUCCAGGGUCUGCUUCGUCGCUUCCGUCGUCUCCCUCUCCCGCCCCUCGCUCCUCGCCGAUCUCCACCAUCCGCGAGUGGCCUUCCUCGUGAAUCGCUGGUUCGGGGGAGACCAGGCCCUCGCCGUUGAUAUUCUCAUCGCGGCCGUCUGGGCUUGGGCCGUGACCACUGUAAUUUCUCGCGUCGCUCUCGGGAGGCAUUACGUUAUCGAUGUCUUCUUUGGCGCGUGCUUCGGAGUCCUCGAAGCGUUCUUCACCUUCCGCCUUCUCGAAUUCCGAGGAUUGCUUUGAGGUUCUGAUGGAGCAAUUCGAACUUAUGCUGCCUGAGGAUAAGCGUUCUUAAUUGGUUUCUAACAGAUAAUGAAGUCGUGAUUGGUUUAAGUACAUUGGCAUCUUGCUCCUUACCAGAUAAUUUUGGAGACCUUUAUUACUUUAGUUUGAUUCAACUCUAAUUCAAAUUUGUUAAAAUUGCUUGGGAGUUGCAUUCCUGUCCGUAAUUUAUUCCUUGGCAUUUAAGUCUCUCUGCAGGCGUAUAAACAAUAAAUGUAGGCAUGUGAUAAUACAUGGUACAGCAGACCUUUACAUCAUUUAUUUGCAGCCUUUUGUCUUAUGUUCUAUCCAGAACUAUAUCACACAUCGAAUUUGCUACUGCUGUCAGAUGUUUCUAAUUUUUGCAGAGAUACUGAUGCAAAGACAGACUGUUCUGUAUCGUUUGGAGACUUGAAAUGAGUUAUCUUUUCUGACAAUUGCUGCCAGAAUAUGAAGUUGGCUUAUGUCUAGUCUAUCUCCGAUUCCCACUUUGCCCGUUCAGGUGGAUUGAACAUUAGUGUUUGAAAUGUGGAGUAGUAAUUAUCAUGAAACAUUAUAAGUUUGAGAAAAGAAAGGUCUUUUAGGAUUUGGUUUGAGGGACCGUGUGCUUGUCUGAUGUGUAUGGAAAUUUUGACGAUUAUGAAUUGAAGGAUAAAAAGUUGUUAGGUCAGUUACUUCUUUUGCAUGUGCCUUCUUACCGCGUGCGAUGCUUUGUCUGAUAAGAUGUUUUUGAUUUGACUGAUUGAUUGGUCUUUGCUUUCCUUUCAAUUUUGGAAAAGUUCGUAAGCUUACCAAAUUAGCCCAGACUGUGGUUAUGUUGUGCUGGCAGCAUCUAUUACCGUAGUUAGGAUAUGGUUACGUGGAACACACCAAAUGACGAGUGAAUCAAGUCGUUUUGGUUUUAUUGACUUGACAUGUGGGUCUGGUUGCUAUUAACACCAAGAGAAUUAGCACAUGAAUUUGAUGGAAACUUUCAUCCUCUUUCAUGUUAGUCCGCUGAACAUUGACAAUUUCUCUCUACUCAUGCCUUUUCUUCGUGCAUUUUGCUGACGAACAGUUUUAUUCACAUUGAAAGUUCUGGAUUUAUUACCAUGGAUUAAGAAAUUCGGUAUCUUGGAUACUGCUGGAACUGUUCAUUGGUGGAAUCCACUACAGCUUGAGGGACCUACAACGUACGCCAAGCUCUGCGCGUCUGGUAUUUUGCCAAGUGAAUGCUUACUGCUCAAGAUUUGGAGUCACUGCAACUUUGUAUUUUGUGGGACACAUGCUUUGAUAUUCUCCUUGCAUGAUUGAUUUCUUAGUAAUGAGAGACUGGCUCUCUGGAGAACUUCAACAUUUUUGACGUUUUCUUGUAUGACCACCGUGAUUGAGAUGUUAUUGAUGCUAUAUGGCAGUAAAUCUAUAUAUAAAAAAAGUACAGUAAUUUAUUUGAGUCCA
Messenger RNA from Vigna unguiculata (cowpea), 2263 nucleotides. RefSeq names its product Phosphatidic acid phosphatase (PAP2) family protein (gene LPPBETA). Gene Ontology annotation, molecular function: sphingosine-1-phosphate phosphatase activity. Lineage: Eukaryota; Viridiplantae; Streptophyta; Magnoliopsida; Fabales; Fabaceae. The record is from RefSeq and is a predicted model, not a curated record.